UCACUUGACUCCUCAGGUUGCUCAGCCCAACUUGAAGGCAAGAAUCAUAAUUGACAAAUCCAUGUGCUUACAGUCCUCAGAAGAGUUGGGAGUGGCAAAACAGAUAUAGUUUUGAAAGAACGUGACACAUCCUGUCAGCAGGACAAGAGCAGAGGUUUCGCCCUUUGGAAAGCACUUGGAAGAAGCUCCGGGGGUGGCGAGAUGUAGCGUGAUUCCCUGCCGCGUCGUGCGAUUGGAGCUUUUUUUAGGGAAAACACGCCGGCAGAGGCUAGCGGAAGUGUGGGAGGCCGGGUUCCCGGCGCCGCCUCCGCACAUGGCAGUGCUUCCUGCCUGUGCCAUUGGCUGCCCGCGGCCCGGGCCCCAGCGAGGCAGCGGUUAAAUGCUUGCCCGCCGGCCCCGGGCACACAACCCGAGGAACCCAGCACAGGGGUCAGCUGGCCCCCAGCACCGAGCGCCUGAGGCAAAGCCGGCUUCAGCUACGCUUCGAGCUCUGGGGACUAUAAUUGACAUGAAGACUGUUUUCUUGAUAAUCUUCCUCUGGGCUUCAGCCAACGCUCACCCUGUGCCCAACCACAUGUCUGCUCAUCCCAGGAGCUCUGUGGAGUGGGAGGACACAGCAAGCAAAGAAGAUAUGAAUGAGCUGGCUGGCUUGGAUCAUGGAGAUAACAGAAGCCCUCAUGCCAGUAGAGAAAGGGGAGAGGUGGACAUUGUGUGGGACUCUGGUGAUCAGGAUCCUGCAGAUGGAAAUGAUGUUGAUGAAGAGAUCACCGAGCACAAUGGUGGUGCUGAGAGAAUCAGAAUUAGGGAGGCUCAGCAUAAGAACUGGGUUGAUCACGAGGACACCAGUGACCUGGAUGAAGUAGAAGACCAACAUGAAAAUAGCCUUGGCCAACACCUGGAUGAGAAGCAUUUCCUGGAGGAGGAUAUGCACGAUGCUGAUAAUGGCGACAACAGAGCGCGCUAUGGCACUGAAAGCCAUGGGGCUGAAAACUACAAUGUUGGAGGCAACGGACUUCUCUACAGACCCACUGGAUUCUUCCCCAGGCGGGACUACAGGGACAGAAGUGACUUGGUAGAUGAGGAGGAUGACAGUGGAGAUGAUACUUUUGAUGAGAACAACGAGGGAGAGCAGGAGGAAGGCCCUACUUACACCGUUCACCCUAAUGAAGCAGAUGAACACGACACGUUUGGUGACAACGGCCAAAAGGGUGACCGCAGGGAUACUGUUAUGAGCAGAAAACAACAUGACAGCAGCAGUAGCAGCAGCAGCAGUGAAAGCAGAAGCCUAGAUCACAGGGAGUACAAAAACUACAUUGCCAGCAGGUAUGGCCAAACCUACAGAAGGGGAGGUGACAGUGACAGCAGCAGCCAGGAGAGGUAUGAUUUUGACAAUGAAGAAAUGCAGGGUGAUGACCCAUCCAUCUUUGAUGGUUUCGGCAGCAACUCCAAAGGACUCCGCACUGCCUUUCGUUCCAAAGAGAGCAGCCAGGAAAGCAGCUGGGAGGCAGGCAAGGCUGUGCUGAAGGUCAAUGAUCUGUCAGAGGAAGAGUCCCGCAGCGAAGAGCUCCCUGAUGGGCCCGACGACUCAGAAGAGGAUGACAGCCUGCAACAUGACGACAGCAAGUCUGUGGAAGCAGGCGAUGCUGACUCCAGAGAAGACAGCCAGUCUGCAGAAGAUAAAAGUGAGUCUGAAGAGCAUGUUACCAGUCACUCAAAGGAAAACAGUGCUGACGAAUCUAGAGAAGAUGUGGACAGCAAAUCCAGGGAGGAACUUGCCAGCCAGUCAGAUGAAGAAAGUAGAGAAUCACAGGAAGAAAACUCCAAAGAAGCGCUCAGCAAAUCAAAUGAACGCAGUGAUAGCAAGUCUGAAGAGGGACAGGAAGACGGAGAGUUGGCUGAGGACAACAGCAAGCCAUCUGGGUUUGACAGUGAAUCCACAGAAGAUGAGGGGGAUCGGAGCGAAUCCAGAGAGAAGAGUAAAUCCACUGAGGACAGCUUGGAGUCAGAAGAGGACAGGAGUGACUCUGUCCCCGAUGAGGAUGCACCGUCUCGCAGCAAGUCAGCUGAAAGCCAAAGCGUGUCGCAUGAGGAUGACAGCAGUGAAGAGGGCCCCACCACUGAUUCCCGCGAGAGUGAAGACGUGCCGGAUGAGGACAGCUCGUCUGUGGAGAGCCGUAACAGUGACUCCAAAGAGGAGGAACACAGUCACUCUACAGAAGAGGACAGUCACUCGAGGGAGGAUGCCACAAACGAGUCCGACAGCCAUGGAGGUGACAGCUUACCGAGGAGCCUGGAGGGCGAGAACCGGAAACGAAGGCUACGUGUCUAUCACAACAAACACGUUGGCGAUUACGAUGACAAUGACUGCCAGGAUGGGUAUUAAAGCACAGCCUACAAACGCAUCUAUCCUGGACUUCCUUCUGGAGGGAGGAGGAGUAUUUUAAUUUAUUUCCUAUGUAGACAACCGAGGUUGAAUUCUUCCGGAGAAUAUGCUGUGGAUAAAACGGACGAGGGUUUGUGGGGGCUGAUCGUUUCAACUGGAGCUUGCUGAAUGUGAAGUGAAAUGAAAGGUGGCACUUAACACAUGAAAAUGCUAAAACUAGAAGAAAAUGGUUUAUGGUGUCACACUGAAUUAAUACACACCAGGAACAAAAGCAGAAUAGCUGAUUAGGUGCAAACGAGAUCAAACCUUAGUGAGGGUGAAGAUGGCAUGCUAGGGGGUUGGUUCUGCCUCCAUCUCUGCCAUCAUUUCUGGGAGCGUUGCCAAGAGCUGUGCUUGGAUACGCUGGAGACAACGGUUCCCUACGGUCACUACAGUCACUACUUGUAUUUACCACUUUUUUAAAAUCCUUUGUCUAGAUCCCAAACGGAACUUUAAAAUUAACUCCGUGUACUGCACAUAAAAAGAAAAGCUAUAGCCAAUAUAUGCACGCUGCAUGUUGGCUUAGCAUGUGUUACACAUUGUAUGAAGUACCACUUCAGUAUAAGAUGUAUGUAAUAUUUUGUAAUAAAUGUACAGAAAACAUUAUAUUGUAUCCUUUUGCAUUGAUGCCACUUGUAUUUCAAAGCUAAAAUUAAAUG
Rhea pennata is the source of this 3081-nucleotide messenger RNA. RefSeq names its product dentin matrix acidic phosphoprotein 1 (gene DMP1). Gene Ontology annotation, cellular component: extracellular matrix. The record is from RefSeq and is a predicted model, not a curated record. The transcript has 8 exons. The coding region runs from base 380 to 2383 and encodes 667 amino acids. Lineage: Eukaryota; Metazoa; Chordata; Aves; Rheiformes; Rheidae. Gene Ontology annotation, molecular function: extracellular matrix binding. Gene Ontology annotation, biological process: ossification; extracellular matrix organization.